GCGCGGAGCUCCCGCCGCGGGGCCGCGGCCCCCGCUCAGGAGCUACAAGAACUUCUGAAACAACCUGUGACAAUGUACAGUCAUAAGUGCUGCAGUCUGAGAGCCCUUUUUCUAUUGAUCCUGUAUAGGUCAAUGCAAAUUCCUGAAGCUGAAGGAAAAAGUGAAAUUCUACCUCCAACUAUACAAAAAAUAAUUAAAGGAUACAACAAGUAUCUACGUCCAUUUUUUGAUAAUGGUCCUGUGUCAGUUGGAAUGAGUAUGGAUAUCGCAAGCAUUGAUACAAUAUCAGAAAUAAAUAUGGACUACACAGCUACCAUAUUUCUAAGGCAGCGAUGGACUGAUGAGAGACUUUGUUUCGAUGGUAAUAAGAGUUUAAGCUUAGAUGGUCGGCUUGUGGAAAUGCUUUGGGUACCGGAUACAUUCAUAGUGGAUUCAAAAAAGUCUUUUCUUCAUGAUGUCACUGUUGAGAAUCGUCUUAUAAGAAUAUACCCUAAUGGAACAGUCUUAUAUGCUAUACGGAUCACCACAACUGUUGCAUGCAGCAUGGAUCUGACUAAAUAUCCGAUGGAUAAACAGACAUGUACUUUGCAACUGGAAAGCUGGGGUUAUAACAUCAAUGAUGUCAUAUUUUACUGGACCAGAGGAAAUGAUUCAGUUCGAGGUUUGGACACACUCCAGCUGGCACAAUACACAGUAGAAGACCACUUUACCUCCGUGUCUGAAGCUGUAUAUGAGACAGGACGUUACCCAAAACUAGUGUUUCACUUUGAACUCAAGAGAAACAUCUUGUAUUUCAUAUUAGAGACAUAUGUACCAUCAAUCCUACUGGUUGUACUCUCCUGGGUAUCGUUUUGGAUAAGCCAGUCAUCAGUUCCAGCCAGAAUUUGCAUAGGUGUUACCACAGUCCUUACAAUGACAACACUGAUGAUGGGAGCCAGGACUUCACUCCCAAAUGCUAAUUGCUUUAUUAAGGCAAUUGAUGUGUACCUCGGUAUCUGCUUCAGCUUCAUCUUUGGAGCAUUGUUAGAGUAUGCUGUGACUCAUUUCUGCACUCUGCAUCAACUCAGUUCAAAGGAACUUCCAAUGGAUGAUGAUGAAGAUGAUGAAGAAGGCAAGAACAGAGCCUUGGCAGCAAUCACUAACAAUUGCAGUGCCCCUGACAAUACGAAUAAGAUCAAUUCAAACAAGAGCAACCAGAGCAGCACUGACAGGAAAAGCGAGAGAAGUAAACACAGUGUGUGUAGUUCACCAAUGUCAGUAAUGAAAAGACUUUUCUGUAUCUUUGAUUGCUUCCAUGUUAAAAAUCCUUACCACAUAGACAACUAUGCCAGAUUUUCUUUCCCGCUAUCAUUCAUCAUAAUUAAUGUACUUUAUUGGGUGUACUAUUUGUAUUUCUGAAUAUUCUACUGUGUAAAAUUGGCUUAAAGUUUAGGAAGUGGAUAUGGGAGGAUAUUGCAAAGAAUAGAGAAGCUGCAUUUGGAUAAAGGGAUAUGAAAGGACUUCUUUCAUGUUAUCUUUUUAAGGGCAUCUACAAAAUUUCUUGUUAACUCACUUUUCUGCUGUUAGAUGUCUGUCAUCCAAAACUGACUUUCCUAUUAGCAUGCAUGUCCCAUAUUAAACUACUUAUCAAAGACAAACAAGUCCUUUUUUAAUAUUUAAUGGUCAAAUUUGUAAAAUAAGAGUUAUAUUAUACAUGUUUCUG
Empidonax traillii (willow flycatcher) is the source of this 1702-nucleotide messenger RNA. RefSeq names its product gamma-aminobutyric acid receptor subunit pi-like. Gene Ontology annotation, molecular function: extracellular ligand-gated monoatomic ion channel activity; neurotransmitter receptor activity; GABA-A receptor activity. NCBI's taxonomy places the organism in Eukaryota, Metazoa, Chordata, Aves, Passeriformes, Tyrannidae. The coding region runs from base 73 to 1398 and encodes 441 amino acids. Gene Ontology annotation, biological process: chemical synaptic transmission; monoatomic ion transmembrane transport; nervous system process. The record is from RefSeq and is a predicted model, not a curated record. The transcript has 10 exons. Gene Ontology annotation, cellular component: membrane; neuron projection; GABA-A receptor complex.